Messenger RNA from Maudiozyma barnettii, 2397 nucleotides. RefSeq names its product Arf family guanine nucleotide exchange factor YEL1 (gene YEL1). Gene Ontology annotation, biological process: regulation of ARF protein signal transduction. The transcript has a single exon. Gene Ontology annotation, molecular function: guanyl-nucleotide exchange factor activity. The coding region runs from base 1 to 2397 and encodes 798 amino acids. Lineage: Eukaryota; Fungi; Ascomycota; Saccharomycetes; Saccharomycetales; Saccharomycetaceae. The record is from RefSeq and is a predicted model, not a curated record.
AUGUCUGAUAACAGCAAUAAUGGUAAUGAUCAUCCUCUAUCCAUUUUAGUUCCCCGGAGACGUGUUCCACCCAGUUUCAGCCAGUCAUUAGAUCCAUUGCAUCCGAAUAAUAAACUUCAUUAUAACAAUUAUCUAUCUCGAGACACCAUGAUCAGUAAUAAUAAAGAUGUAUCAAGAAACAGUACUUUGAAUUCGGUGGACACAAUGGAAUCUGUUGCAUCAGAAAAUAAUUAUGGAAAAUGUAAUACUAGUAAUAGUACCAGUAGGAAUAGUACCAGUCGAAAUCAUAGUCGUACGAAAGAAGAAGAAGAUGAUGAUGAAGAAGAAGAUGAAAUGUAUGAUAUCGCACUGGCAAUUUUCCAGAAUAAGUUUAAACGAGUUACUUUUAAAGAAUAUGCCGAUUAUUUAGGACAGAAAGAACAUUAUCGAAUACUAUGCGAAUAUAUUCAAAUGUUGAAACCUUUACCUUUGUCACUAGCUUCAGUACUCAUUCAAUUAUCCAGUAAUAUAUAUUUUAUUGCCGAGGCUCAAAAUAUCGAUAGAAUAUUAGAACAGAUAAGUAAAGAAUGGAUUGCAGAACAUCCAGACACACUUUGGGAUACAAAUUAUGAAAUUGUACAUAUUAUUCUUUUUUCCAUUCUAAUCUUGAAUAGUGACUUACACAAUGAGCAUAUUAUUCGUGGUAAGAAGGAUAAAUUUUCUGCUCAAACAUUUAUAGAGAAUACUUGGUAUGCUAUUGAAAAGGAAGUGAAGACUAAUUACCAAGAAAUCGAUUUAGAUAGCAUCAAACAACAAGCAGCCAUAUUGUUUAAGGAAUACUAUGAAAUUUUGAAGAGUAAUCCAUUGCCAUUAUUCAAGGGACCAAGACGUAGUUUCUCAAAUUCUCGUAGAAAUUCUUUAAACUUAUCAAGAAGAAAUUCACUGAGAUCAAUGUCCCAUGUGAAGAAAAUGAGUUCGGCAAUGUCUGACUAUGAAGACCAUAAUUCACGAACUGAAUCAAAUACAAGGACAAGAUCACAAUCAGUCAACGUUUCUAAUACUUUAUCAAGAUCCAACUCUAUCUCCUCAAGGAAGACAGUAAAUUCAACUUUUUCGAAAGGAACUGCCAGUUGGAAAUAUAAACAUAAUCAACCUUUGCCACAAUUAUACAUUAAACAAUCCUUUGAUGAGAAUUUAAAUCGGAAGAACAAUACAAUGUGGCUCAUGGAUUCUAUCAUCAAGAUCAAUGAAAAGGAUUUGAACAAGAUGACAAGGAAAAGGAAUAAUACUAGUCGGAAUCAAGAAUCUAAUGGGAGCAACAAUAAUUUGGCCAUCAACUCCGAUAAUGCAAGUAUAACAACAUCUACAUCCGCAGUAUCAGCUGUCUCCUCUACAGUGAAAUCCCAUUCAAAAGGGAUUUUUAAUUGGUUAAGAAGAUCAAAGGGAAAAACCAUGUAUCAUGACUCAGGUAAAUCAAUGACAUAUUUAGAUAAUUCCAGCAGAUGGACGAAUGCUAGGAUACGGGUUUCUGAAGGUCGUAUAUUUAUAUUCAAGACGAAUAAACCAACUAUUGCGAGUAAUAAUAGUAGCAAUAAAGAUCGGCAGUCGUCUGUUGGAUCAACACAUAGUAGUAAUAUAACUCCACCUCCACAACAAAAAUCUCAAUCAUCAUCUUCAAAUAACAGACUCUUCUCAAAUGGUUCAACAUUAUCAUUGCCAAUGACUUCUAAAAGUUCCAACCCUAAUAAAGAAACUAAAGAUCAAUUUCGAAAUUUAGGAUGUGUUGUACUGAAUUUAUUUGAAUGUACUGCAUCAGUUGUUCAAGAAAAUAUAAUUACAGGAAACCAAUCUAAAAGGGCUAAUUUUACAUUAACAUUUCCCAAAAAUCUCAAUGGUGUUCAAACAACCUUGGAUUUUGAGACCCCAAAUUUUCAAUCAGCUCAUGAUUUUGUAGAAUGUUUGAAUUUUUGGGCAGGUAGGUUAAGUCCUGUCCCUGUAGAACAAUUUGAAAUCGUUUCUAAUGAAGAGUACGGUUGGAGUUCCAAAAUUUUGGAUGGUGAACACGCGACUUCACAGUCACUAAAUAAUGUCCAUCUGUGUGAGUGGAAGCCGCUACUAACGAUGGAACUAUUCUAUGAUCAUAUGGAUGAAAUCCCUGGUAAACUUCCACUUGAACAGAAGAUCGAUGAAUUAAAAAGCUGUACCGAUAGGUUAAGUAAGUUAAUUGAUGAACACAACGACUUAAAACCUAAAAUUAUAAGCGUAUGGGAUCGUUCUCUCAAUUUUGAUAAGGUUAUGGACAAUUGGAAUGCCAAAUAUCUUUUCUUGAAUAGCCAAUACAAUAAGAGAGUAAUAUAUUUGGUUGCUUUAGAAGAAGCUUUAAAGACUCUCCAAGACAGAGAUGUUUUUGAGGAGUAA